Messenger RNA from Chinchilla lanigera (long-tailed chinchilla), 1602 nucleotides. RefSeq names its product mitochondrial ribosomal protein L53 (gene Mrpl53). NCBI's taxonomy places the organism in Eukaryota, Metazoa, Chordata, Mammalia, Rodentia, Chinchillidae. The transcript is spliced from 3 exons. Gene Ontology annotation, cellular component: mitochondrial large ribosomal subunit. Bases 680 to 1018 code for a protein of 112 amino acids. The record is from RefSeq and is a predicted model, not a curated record.
AGAAAACAAGCUAGAUGGUGCUUCCUCAUAAAUCCCAGGACCCAGGCUAACAACGGUUAAUUCUUGGAGAGCUACAGAGGUGAAAUAAGCACGUGGAUCAGUCCUAAGGGGUGUGUUAUCCUGUGUUCCUUCCAUUACUAUUUUCAGUCAUUUAAGAAUAUUGGGCUGCGGGACCUUCCAUUUAAGCUUUGGUUAUUCGGUUACCUGAAUAGAAUUUACAUCCUGGCAGGCAGAUAAUCACUGCUAUGGCAGUGUCCUCUCCUUGAAGGGAACCAGAAUUUAAACUGGCGUUAACCUAGAUCUGGCACAGAAAGAUACGGAAAGGGAAAGGCUGCAGCUACAGAAGACAGGUGUUUUUGAUGCAAAGGCGUUUUUUUGUUUUUAUUUUUGUUUUUGCAAAGGCGUUUUGCACUAUUGUUUUCGCAGCAGUACAAGUGGACUUCACCAUGGGUAGUACUUACUGACCGUUGUGGGUCCCGUCACAUCCUGUAACGAAAUCACCUCUUCCUCCUUGCCUUCCUCCCCUGGGGCUGGGGACCCAGGGCGGCAGUUUGGAAGCACCGGCUGGGAGUCUCUACCCGGAAGCAGCAGAGGGCGGCAGAAGGCUCAGGUCGGUCCUCCGCAUCCGUAUCCUAGCAACACUCCCCGCCGCCGGAGUGCUUCCGGGGCGGAGGUCACCAUGGCGGCCGCCCUUGCUCGGCUCGGUCUGCGGUCGGUCAAGCAAGUUCGCGUUCAGUUUUGCCCUUUCGAGAAGAACGUGGAGUCGACGAGGACCUUCCUCCAGGCGGUGAGCAGCGAGAAGGUUCGCUCCACCAAUCUGAACUGCGCGGUGAUCGCGGACGUGCGGCACGACGGCUCCGAGCCCUGCGUGGACGUGCUGUUCGGGGACGGGCACCGCCUGAUCAUGCGCAGCGCCCACCUCACCGCUCAGGAGAUGUUCGCCGCCUUCGCCUCCCACGUCCAGGCCAGAAGCGAAGCGGAGAGCGGGGAGAAGCCAGGCGCUGGUACUGGGCGCUGACAGCGAGGAAGAGACUAAAGCACUGAUUUUGGCCUAAGACCAGGACACUUACCUGAGAAGACAUGAACUUUAGUCAUUCAAGUAACUAUGGGAGGGGGCCGGGGCCGGGGCCGGAGGCAGGGGCGGGCCGGGCGGGCCGGGGGAGCUUCACCGCUGCUGGGGCGAGAUGGGGUGGGAGGGGUCUGGACAAACAGGGGUUUUUUUCCGCUUUGUAACCAUCACUUACUGCUCAGUUCUUUUGAAUUUGGCUUUUUCCACCACUCAACGUACCUUUUAAUUUUUUUUUUUUAACCAAACUAGUGCUGUUUUCUCAGUCCUUACCUUUCUUAGUAGUUUCUUCCACUCUUAAUUCACCCCCUUGUGGAAGCUCUCUCCCUCUUGUAUCUUUUCCUUUUCCUAACUGUGAAGGCUUAUUGCCCUCACCCUUGUUUUUCUUCUCUUUAUCCCUGGGACGUCCUAUUCUCCGUACCAUAAAGCUUGCAUUUUUGUUUGAUUCUUCUCAACUUGUGUGUUAUAGUAAGUUUACUUAUGCCAACUUCCUCCAACAUGCUUUGUGUGAAAUAAAAUUGAUAAUCAUACAUAUA